AGCAAUGACUGUGUGACACUGACCCAGAGACGCCCAUUGUACGGUGGAAUGCGGGCAGCGCCGCUGAACGGUGACAUACCUGUGGGAAACCAACAUUAUCCUAUUAACCACCAGCAGCCAGAUCCUCCUCCAGAGUCACUGAGUAAACAGCACCUGGCACCUCACAACGGGCAGAUCACUAAGAGGACAGUGCUGUCAUCAAAGCCUAUGUGCUUUAAGCCUAACCAGACCAGACAGGCUCAAGCUGGCAGGCACACAGGAACAACCCUCCAGCAGCUCGCAAACUCUGCCAUCCCGGAUGAACAAACCAGCGCGCGAAGCCUGGCACUCAGAAACAUCCCUGCAGCCAUCAAGCAGUGGGUACGCUCACACCCAGGAGCUUUCCUCUGCUAGAUGAAGAAACACACGUGACUGCGAAAGGAAAAUGAGCGGAAUGAGACCAGAUGCCGAGCUCUUGAGGAGGUGGAUGGAGCUGAGCGAGGAGGUGACGCUGGAAGAAGAUGCAACGGAGAACCAUUCCACAUCGGUUAGGCAGAUGGAGAAUAACACAUCAUCGGCCUGUGUGUGGAGGGAUCUGCACCUGGCUGCUUGGAAUGGUAACACACAUCUGGUGAAGCAGCUGCUGAAGCGGGGGGCAAUGAUGGAGAGCAGAGACCAAAAUGGAUGGACGCCCUUACACGGUGCCGCACUGAAUGGAUACCUCAGCAUGGUUAAAUUCCUCGUGCAGCGUGGCGCUGCAGUCCAUGCCAUGGAUCAAUCACGCUACACACCGCUGCACCAUGCUAGCUGGAAUGGCCAUACCCAAGUGGCCGAGUUCCUCCUGGCUCGAGGAGCCUCAGCAACAGCAGGGACCACAGCGGGCCUGACCCCACUUCACUGCACAGCAGCCAGUGGUCACACCCUCAUUGUGCAGUUGCUGCUACAGCAAGGCACAGAUCCUGCCGGUAGGGACACAAAUGGGUGGACAGCACUGCACUGGGCGACUGUGAGCAGCCAUCUGCAUGUCAUGGACUUGCUGAUGUGCCACGGCCUCUCCCCAGACCUGGGCAGUGAUGGAGGCAUCACAGCAUUGCACGUGGCAGCAGAGACUGGAAGAAGUGACAUUGUAAGGUUCUUGCUUGCAAAGGGGGCCAAUAUCGAUGUCAAGGAUGGGCUGGGGAGAACAGCACUUGCCAUUGCUGCAGACAACGGUGAUCAAGAGAUUACAGGAGUGUUGCUGAAAGGCAAAGCCAAUGUGCACCUGAAGGACCACUAUGGCUGCACAGCUCUCCACAAAGCAGCAGCUGGAGGAUACCUAACCAUAGUGCACCUCUUGGUUAAGGAAGGAGCUGGUGUCAAUGCUAAGGAUGGUUUGAAUCUGACCCCACUUCACAGAGCUGCCUACUACGGGCAAAGCAAGGAAGCCUGUUAUCUCCUGGAGCAUGGAGCUGACAUCAAUGCUGCUGGCUGGCUAAGCAAAACCCCGCUGCACCUGGCUGUGGAAAAGAAUCAUCUCCCUUUAGUGCAGCUGUUGCUGGGGAAGGGGGCUAGUCUCUCCCUGAGAACUUGCUGGAGUAAAACAGCAAAGGAUCUAGCAUUGCCAGGGACAUUUCCUGGAGACUUGCCAUCCGCUUCAGAGAAGCUGGCAGGUGCUCAGAUCAAGCGUGGUGGCUUCUUAACAUGGCAGAGGAAAUACCAUGUAUCCGUGUCCAAGAAGGCAGUCUUCCUGAACCACUUUGCGGGAGAACUGCUCUUCUGGUUCAGGGCCCGCUCCCGACCCAGGGAGCGGCGCUGGCGGGUGCGGGAGGAGCUCCAGAAUGCCCGGCAUUUUCGUGGAAGAAAAAACCGCUGCUAUGGUUUGGCCAUACGGUAUAUUCACAGAGCUUUUGUGAAGGCUACAAAGGCCAGAAAAUUGAAGAAGAGAUUCAUGAGAACGCUCUGGAUUACUAGGAUCGAAGCAGCCUCUCUUGAACAUGGUUUGAAGUAUCCAGGUUUUAUAAGCAAUCUUAGUAAGUGCCAGGUGGAUCUGAACAGGAGAAUGCUUGCUGAUUUGGCUAUUUAUGAGCCUAAGACUUUCAAAUCCUUAGCUGCUUUAGCCCAAAGGAGAAGACAAGAAGGCUUUCUUGAUGCCCUUGGAGAUGGAAAAGAACCAGAAGGAAUAUUUUCACGUCUCGUGCACUAUUAUUAAUGUGACGGACAUAAUCUGCAGUUGCAGAGGUUUGUUCUAAGUAGGGACCUGCCUUGUAAUGUACGUUUGCUCCCUAAGUACAAAAAGGAAACAAGACCCUUCUUAGGUCUGGGUGUCGUUUUUCUGUUAGACUGAUCCCAAUGGGGCUUGGUAAAAAUUGUCAACCAAACUCUGCAUAGAUAAAUAAUAAACCUUGUAAAAGUCAUUUAAAAAUGUAAACAUUUCAUUUUGUAACAGCCUAAUAAAGAUGUAUUUGUUCUUUUUUUUUAA
Molecule: messenger RNA, 2437 nt
Organism: Alligator sinensis (Chinese alligator)
Lineage: Eukaryota; Metazoa; Chordata; Crocodylia; Alligatoridae
Product: ankyrin repeat domain-containing protein 65
Exons: 10
Coding region: 425-2167 (580 amino acids)
Biological process (GO): translation; protein localization to ciliary inversin compartment
Cellular component (GO): ribosome; ciliary inversin compartment
Molecular function (GO): rRNA binding; protein binding; structural constituent of ribosome
Source: RefSeq, a predicted model, not a curated record